This is a messenger RNA of Elaeis guineensis (African oil palm), 2248 nucleotides long. The record is from RefSeq and is a predicted model, not a curated record. Lineage: Eukaryota; Viridiplantae; Streptophyta; Magnoliopsida; Arecales; Arecaceae.
AUCAACAAAAGAGAAGAAAGAGGGAGGGGAUGGUUGAAACCCUUCGCAUCCCCAAGCGUCAUCCGCAACCGCCCUCAAGUGGGAAUUGGCACGCUACACGGAUGCCUCUGCUGCACCAGGGAGCAGCAGUGCUUGGCCAGCGCGGUUGAAAAGCCGAGCCUCUGACGGAAGGUUGGGUCUUGGUAGUGAUCGAACGGUGAGAAGGAAACGGAGCCGACGGUGGAGGGGGAGAAGAAGGCAGAGGAGAAGCUUGGAGGCGGAGAGGACUGACGGUGGAGCGGAAGAAGUAGGCGGAGGAGAGGGUUGGAACUCUCAUCCCGGCGCCACAACGAGGAGUCGGAGUGGCGGGAGAUGGAGGAUCUCAGUAUCCCGCAACUCGUUGCCUUCCUAAGGUCAUCUUUGCGGAAGCCGGAAUCGGAGACUCUGGAGAAACCCUAAAGCCUCGAAAGACUUGAUCAAGGUCGAGAUGGCGGAGAGCAAGUUCUCAGAAGACUUGAUCGCGAUGGAAGUCGAGAAGAUCGAAUUGCAAAGAAAAAUUCAAAGCCUCGAAAGAGAAUUGGGUGUUCUUAGAAUCCGGUGUUCCGAGCUGGAAGGGCAAACCAAGAAAAUGGAGAGUUUUCAUGUCCACAAGGAGAAGUCAGAGCUGGAGAAGCAGAUAGCUCGAUUAAAAGAAGAUUUUAGGGUUGUGAGCGAGAGAGAGCACAUAGCUCAAGAAAGGAUCAUGAGUUUGUUAGUUCUUCAGAAAAAAUGCGACGAAGUUGAUGUCUGGAAGAGGAAGUGUGCAGAAUUGGAAGCGCGGGUGUCGCAGCUGGAGGAAGAAAACUCGAGUCUGAGAGGAAUUAAGCAAGAUAAACUCCAAGUUGCUUCUGUCGGAAAGCCUGUAUUAGGAGUAGUUAUCGAAAUAAGCGACAGCGAAGAGGAAAAGAUUGCUAAAGAUCAGGGUGCGGAGGAACAUGUGAAGAAGGGAGGUUUGGAUUUCAAAACUGAUGCAAGUCCUAAAGGGAAUUCUAACAUUAUUCAUCUGGACCGAAGAAAUAUUAAUGGAAUGGAAGAUGACGGUGAGGAACAUGCCGAGAAUUUUCUUUUAACUCCGGUACCCAAGAGAAAGCGUGCCGUGAGAGUAGUUACUAGUGACAGUGAGAGCGGCGACGAUGAUGAUAAUAUUCCAAUUGCCAAACUAAGGACGAGGAGAUCUGGGGCCAUGGUGCAGGGGAUUAAACAACAAUGUGAUGCUGUCCAAGAGGAUGUAACCCCUUCUAGGAGGCAUUUGGUUCCACUGAGAGUGCUUGACAAAAGAAAUGCUGAGGCAAAAGAAAGCUCUUCUGGAGAUCUAGCAGCUCAAAGAGUAACUCCUGAUAAGAAGGACAAGAUUUCGGGGAAUAGGGUGACUGCAUGCCGCAAACUUGGAUACUCAGACACGGAAGAUGAUGAAGAGCAUGAAUCAUAUGACGGCAGGUCAGAGAGUGAGGGUGGAAGUCUGGGUGGGUUCAUAGUAAGUGGAUCUGAUAAUCUGGAAGCUGAAUCUAAUUCUGAUGAUUUUUCUUCUGAAGAGCAAGCAACGAGUAGUGAUGUAGACCUUGAUGAUAUUUUGUCUAAUAUCCGACGGGAAAGAGAUGUCAAACAAUGGGAAUAUGAAGCCGAUUUGUUAGCCUCACUUGGAAAAGACCCUGAGCUCUGCAUGAAAGCUGUUUGUGCUAUUUAUCGGCAACAAACAUCAGAAGAAAAGUCAAUAAAGGAGACAAUUCUACUGAACAGCCGUGGGUUUAACACAAUUGAUGCAAAGAGGGGAUCUAUGAUGGCAGAGUUUCUUUUGGAUGGUGAUCCACAUGGGCCUCUCAAGAAGUCUGUCCAGGAAUUAGAGAGGUAUGAUCCCCAGGGGCUUGACUACUGCUACAAAUUGGCCACACGCUACUCCAAGCAGCUUUUCAUGAUCUAUCAGAACAAAGAGGAUCCUUACUUUCUUCCAUCCUAACACUGCUCGUUGUUGGUGCUGUUUACUGCUAGCAUAGACUUUUUGAGACCUUAUCAUUAGUGCUGCUUCAUCUUUUUGUUCCAUAUCCAUGUUUAUAUGUACAGUCAAGCAUAUUAUGAUAGGAACAGCCUAGCCUUUUGCUAAAACUGGUAGUUGUGUAACUCUACUAAUAUGCUAUAGAAGUUAGACAUGAUGCACAGCAGCUUAUGUUCAUAGAUAAAUGUGAAAUUUGGAAUGAAGCAGCAAUCCCAGUACUUUACUGAUGAGAUCUCUGAU